Mauremys mutica (yellowpond turtle) is the source of this 2152-nucleotide messenger RNA. RefSeq names its product NAD kinase 2, mitochondrial (gene NADK2). The coding region runs from base 100 to 1647 and encodes 515 amino acids. Gene Ontology annotation, cellular component: mitochondrion. Gene Ontology annotation, biological process: NAD+ metabolic process; NADP+ biosynthetic process. Gene Ontology annotation, molecular function: NAD+ kinase activity. The transcript is spliced from 12 exons. NCBI's taxonomy places the organism in Eukaryota, Metazoa, Chordata, Testudines, Geoemydidae. The record is from RefSeq and is a predicted model, not a curated record.
CCCCCCUCGAAGAGCUGCGCGGUUGGAGCGGCCAGGGGUGGGCUGUUCCCGCCGCACGCUCCCGGCCAUUACGGCCCCGGGGGUAGCGGAGCCCGGGAGAUGACCUGCUACCCGGGCUUCGUAUGCGGCUGCCGUUGCGCAGCCAGCCGGGCGGCCGCCCUGCGCUCCCUGCUGAAAUACCAAGCAGCGGCUGCGGCUUCGCCUCUCCUGGCCGGGCUGCUGCUGCCCGGCGGGCUCCAGCGGCGCCUCCUUACGCGCAGCCGGCUGAGCCCGGCCGAGUCGUUACUCCCCCCCUGCGCCGCCGGGUUCCCACCCCAGCGACUCCUCCAGCAAGAGAGCUCAGGCUCGCCCGGACCCGGACCCUUCGCCCUGGGCCAGCAGAGCUCUUCUGGGUUCGCCCUGUCGCGGCUGGAUCAGCGGCGGGGGAGGAGCGCGGGUAGCGCGGGGCUCCCCUGUGGCGGUGGGUUCCGCCCCACCCGGGUCGUGGUGGUGGCCAAGACCACCAGAUACGAGUUCGAACAGCAGCGCUACCGCUACGCGGGGCUCUCGGAGGAGGAUCUCAAACAGCUGCUUGCAUUGAAGGGAUCUAACUACGGUGGACUACUGGAGCGACAUUAUAUUCAUACAAAAAAUGUGGAGCAUGUUGUAGACAGUUUACGGAAUGAGCAGAUCGAGGUCCGUCUUGUUAAACGCCGAGAAUAUGAUGAAGACACAGUUCGAUGGGCAGAUGCUGUUAUAUCAGCAGGAGGUGAUGGUACAAUGUUGCUGGCAGCUAGUAAAGUCUUUGACAGAUUUAAACCAGUUAUUGGAGUAAAUACUGAUCCAGAAAGAUCUGAAGGCCAUUUGUGUUUGCCUGUACGAUAUACACACUCCUUUCCAGAAGCAUUACAGAAGUUUUAUCGUGGUGAGUUCAGGUGGCAAUGGCGGCAGCGAAUCCGGAUGUAUCUUGAAGGAACUGGUAUUAACCCUACCCCUGUAGAUUUGCAUGAACAGCAGUUAAGCCAGGAGCAGCACAGCAGGGCCCACGUUAAUGGAAGAUUCCAUGAUCAAAGAUCUGAAGUUUCUGGACCACAUCUUUUGCCAGUGAGAGCACUAAAUGAAGUCUUCAUUGGAGAGUCUCUCUCAUCCAGGGUGAACUAUAAGUCCUGCAAACCCAGUUUUAAAUUCUCGCUUCAUAGGGCCUCCUACUAUGAGGUAUCAGUUGAUGAUGGUCCAUGGGAAAAGCAGAAGAGUUCAGGGCUCAAUGUAUGCACUGGAACAGGAUCAAAAGCCUGGUCCUAUAAUAUUAACAAGGUGGCAACCCAGGCUGUUGAAGAGAUCCUUAAGAUUGCUAAAAAGCAUGAGAGCUUGAAUCUUCCUUUGAGCAGGGAACUAAUACAGAAAGUAACAAAUGAAUAUAAUGACUCCCUGCUGUAUAGUCCAGAAGAACCAAAGAUGUUUUUCAGUAUUCGAGAGCCUAUUGCAAACCGGGUUUUUUCAAGUAGUCUGCAGCGUGGGUUCUUUUCAAAGGUUUGUGUCCGGUCACGUUGUUGGGAUGCCUGUAUGGUGGUAGAUGGAGGAACUUCUUUUGAGUUUAAUGAUGGGGCAAUAGCUUCAAUAUUGAUCAAUACAGAAGAUGCAUUGCGCACUGUUUUGCUAGAAGAAUGAAGAAAUUUAAUACAGUCUGUUGAAAUCCUACUAAAUCCUGCACCUGGAAAAGGGAAUCACUGCAGAGAUAGACAGUACAUCAGAAUGCUGCAUUAUUUUAAGUUGGAAAAUUUGCUUCUCUUGAUGCAAGAAUAUUGAGAAGAGACCUGAAAUCAUUUCCCAUUCCUGGGAUGGGGAAAUCUUGGAAAAAAACUGUUUUUGAGCUUUAUUGCACCUGACACAAAGGAAAUGUAUCUAACUUCAGUGAAAUGUGAUUUUUUUUAACCUUUUAAGAUGAAUGUGACAGAACACUUUUUAAAAAAAAUUAGGUAGAUGGGUUCAAAUGAAAUAAAGUGGUUAGCCUUGAAUAUUCAACUGUACAGUUUUUUUAAUAGCAGUCUGGAACUGAAUGAACCAGACACCUCAAUCCUGCAUAUACUUUUACAGGAAAGUAUGGUAAGAUUCACUGAGUUGAUGCAAGCAUAAAGAAUAGACUUUGGAAAAUAAAUCCUGAUGUUGGCCUAAC